This is a messenger RNA of Penicillium subrubescens, 1092 nucleotides long. RefSeq names its product FPP/GGPP synthase family protein. Gene Ontology annotation, molecular function: prenyltransferase activity. Bases 1 to 1092 code for a protein of 363 amino acids. Gene Ontology annotation, biological process: isoprenoid biosynthetic process. Lineage: Eukaryota; Fungi; Ascomycota; Eurotiomycetes; Eurotiales; Aspergillaceae. The record is from RefSeq and is a predicted model, not a curated record. The transcript has a single exon.
AUGGAUAUCCUUCAACGCACGAGGCUAUUUCGCAGAAGAUUGGCUGCAAAGAAAACUUCACAAUUGCUGUCAACAGCCUCCAAGUCCGACUCAACUACGCGAGAAUCCUCGACACCCUCCGGCUCUAGCAAUGUGACGAUAACCACUUCCCCCAGCUCGGUCAGUGACAGUCUGGUACUGGAUUAUUCAGCCCUCACGGCCCCUUGUGACUACAUACGAUCAUUGCCUUCCAAAAAUGUCCGGAAGAAGUUGAUCGACGCUUUCAACGUGUGGUUCCAGUUGCCCGACGAUGCGACUACUGGCAUUGAAAACAUCAUCAGUGACCUUCAUAACUCUUCCCUCAUUUUGGACGAUAUGCAAGACAAUUCUUUGCUCCGGCGUGGACGUCCUGCGACACACUGUAUUUUUGGAAACGCCCAGUCAAUCAACAGUGCAACAUACAUGGUCUUGAGCAGCUGUCUAAUUCUCCAGCGCAUGCCGCCCCCGGGUUUAGGGGUCAUAGACGUGUUGCUCAAUGGGUUGAGAGAGCUUUCCCUUGGACAAAGCUGGGAACUCAAGUGGAAGUUCCAUCUUUCUUGUCCAUCUGUGCAAGAGUACACGGCUAUGAUUGAUGGGAAGACAGGCGCCAUGUUUGUCCUGCUGGUCCGUCUGAUGCACAGAUUCUCUCAGCACAAUCUCUCCCUCCCAGAAUUGGACCGUUUUGCAACCCUGUUGGGCCGCUUUUAUCAAGUGCGAGAUGAUUAUCUCAAUCUCCAAAACGAUAGUUAUUCAGAGCAGAAGGGGUUUUGUGAGGACUUGGAUGAAGGAAAAUUCUCCUUUCCGAUCGUCUCGUGCUUCAACUCUGACCCCGUUGCGCGCGAUAUCAUCAUUGGCAUUUUCCGGCAGAAUGGUAACAGUGAAAGUACUCUCUCCAAAAACACAAAGAUAUACAUCCUUGGCCUCAUAAAGAGAUCCGGAGCAUUUGAAGCUACUCGGGAGCUAUUGGAUCGCUCCAUGCACGAGCUCAGGGCGGCACUUUCGAGUCUCGAAGAGUCAACCGGCCAGAAGAAUCCCGGAUUACGGGCUAUCUUGACAGCUUUAUCCAUGUUCUAG